Molecule: messenger RNA, 1503 nt
Organism: Arabidopsis arenosa
Lineage: Eukaryota; Viridiplantae; Streptophyta; Magnoliopsida; Brassicales; Brassicaceae
Source: the annotation of a GenBank genome assembly
GACACAAAACUCCAACGAAAGUUUCCUUUUUGUUGUACAGAUAGAACUUGCUCUAAGCUUCCAAAGUCCAAAAACCCGAUUAAAAAGCCCCCAUAAACAGCUAAACACAACACCUAAUUUCUCUCUACACACAUACUCAAAUUCAAUCUCAAAUCUCUUGAAGUUUGUUCAAAGCUCGAAUUUUUAAUUGCUUCAAUGGGUGAGAAAGAUUCAGAAACAGCUCCGAUUUGGGGAAAAACUCGACAGAGAGAGAGCAACAACAACAACAACAUACACCCAAUGGAUUUAGAGUCGUCUUCUCUAUCUGGGCAACAGCGAUCAUUGAAUCGGAGUCGAAGUUCUUAUGAAGAACGAGGAAGAGGAGUUAAAGAGUUUCGGAGUUGGUUCCCUUGGCUCAUUCCAUGUUUCGUUGUUGCUAACGUUGUCGUGUUCGUGAUCACCAUGUAUGUCAACAAUUGUCCGAAGAAAUCUGGAGACUGUUUUGCUGAUUUCUUGGGUCGAUUCUCGUUUCAGAACACCAGAGAGAAUCCUCUUCUGGGUCCUUCCUCUCUCACGUUACAAACAAUGGGUGGAUUGGAUGUAAAAAAAGUGGUUAAAGGAGAUGAAGGUUGGCGUCUACUUUCUUGCAACUGGUUACAUGGAGGAGUUGUUCAUUUACUGGUGAACAUGUUGACUCUUUUAUUCAUCGGUAUACGUAUGGAACGUGAAUUUGGUUUUAUUCGGAUUGGAUUGCUUUAUUUGAUAUCGGGCUUUGGAGGAAGUAUAUUGUCAGCUCUGUUCCUCCGCUCAAACAUCUCUGUUGGAGCAUCCGGUGCGGUGUUUGGUUUACUUGGUGGAAUGCUCUCUGAGAUCUUUAUCAACUGGACGAUCUAUUCUAAUAAGGUUGUGACGAUUAUAACUCUUGUAAUAAUUGUGGCGGUGAACUUGGGACUUGGUGUGCUCCCGGGAGUAGAUAACUUUGCUCAUAUUGGAGGGUUUGCUACGGGUUUUCUUCUUGGAUUUGUGCUCUUAAUCCGUCCCCAUUACGGAUGGAUCAACCAAAGAAACGCUCCUGGAGCUAAACCCCACAGGUUCAAGAUGUAUCAGGGCAUAUUAUGGACCGUCUCUCUUCUCCUCUUGGUCGCCGGGUUCAUUGUCGGAUUGAUCUCUCUCUUCAACAACGUCGAUGGAAACGAACAUUGCUCAUGGUGUCAUUAUCUUUCAUGUAUUCCAACUUCUAAAUGGAGCUGUAACCGAGAACCAGCUUCUUGCACGAGGAGUCAAUCAGGUAACCAAUUGAGCAUGACUUGUUUGAGGAAUGGGAAAUCAGCAUCUUACAUUUUGCCUAAUCCCUCGGAUUCACGGAUUAAUAGCUUAUGUGUUCAGCUUUGCCGUUGAUUUACUGAUUUUUAGAACAUUAUAUACAAACACACUCUACACUGUAUCUAUCAUAUUUUUUUUCUUGCUUAUCAUGUGUAUAUUUUAUAGAGACAGACCCUUGUUGAAUAAAUAAUACAAUGUUAU